Frieseomelitta varia is the source of this 2347-nucleotide messenger RNA. RefSeq lists its product as uncharacterized. Lineage: Eukaryota; Metazoa; Arthropoda; Insecta; Hymenoptera; Apidae. The transcript is spliced from 2 exons. The record is from RefSeq and is a predicted model, not a curated record. Bases 156 to 2309 code for a protein of 717 amino acids. Gene Ontology annotation, biological process: recombinational repair.
AAUGGUUAAGAUAUUUGACAUUUUACAAAUGUUAAAUGUUAUGAGACGAAAUGUUAAAUAUACUAUAUAUUUGUUAUUAUAUUAAUCUUUAAAAUAAAUAAAGAUAAAUGUUAUAAAUUAAAAAUAUAUUAAAGUAAAACUAAUGUUUGAGAAAAAUGUUUGAAAGUGAUGAUUGGGAUCUUGAUCAGGAAUUCUUGAACGAUGUAGAUAAUAAAACAAAUAAAUAUUAUUCUCAAAAAGACAAUCAAGAAAGUGAACCUAAAAGACGUAAAAUAGAAAUGAAGAAUGAUCUAAUAUUUGCAUCUAACUGUGAUGUAUCUUGUGGAGAAAAUAGUUUAAACAAAAUUACAAAGAAAUAUGAUGAAAACAAAGAUUUAAGGAAAAAUUUAAUUCUUGGGAUAUUUAAUAAGAAUUUACAAAAUAAGAAUGAAUUUAAAGAUGCGUUAAAUGAUCCAAAAAGGACAUGUAACAACACUUUAUCAAACAUUUCUAUUAAUCAAAUACACAACUGUAAAAAUAAUCAAUUACCCAGAAAAAAUUUAGUACUUGGAAUUCUCAAAAAUCGAACUGCACAGAAUGGUGUUAUAAAAGAUAAUAUAAAGAAUUUAGAAUUAAAACAAACUGCAUCGAAAAUUGAUGAAAAAACAGAAAAUACAUCAUUUAAUAAUGAAAUAGAAUAUCAAAUCUCUAAAGCUAUUUCUGAAAUUCAAAACAGAUCAAACAGUGAUAAUCCUAAUUCAUCUUUAUUUGAGAAUUCAAAACAACAAUUAUUGGAUAAUAUGUUAAAGCAAAAGUCUAUAGAUAAUAUACAAGCCAAAAAUGAUAUUACAAAAAGCAAUUUUUUUAAAGUUCCACAAGUAAAGUCCAAUAAAAAGAUGACAUUAGUCAGAAAAUUUCCUGGUCCAGCUGGAUUAUUACCAGAUGAUAUAGACUCGAAUAUAACAUGUAUUUCAUAUUUAAAUAAUUUAGAAGAAAGCGACAUAAUGAAUAAAAAGAAUGAUUCAAAUAAUUUAUCUGAAUAUUGUUCUCAAACUACAAAAAAUUUGUUUACAGAAGGUGCUUGGCAAUUAAUGUUGAAUGAUUUGCCAGAUGGUUUUUUGAAAGGCCAUGAUAUCGCUACAAUUAAACAAAUAGCAAAUAUGAAUGGUUUCAAUAGUACAAAAAUUAAAUUUUUGGCAGGAAUAGUAGAACAUAUAGAUUAUAGUCAUGAUAAUCCUCCUAUAGUUUUGAAAGAUUUCACGGACAGUAUUCAUGGAAUUCUGCACAAGAAUAUACCACUUAAAUAUCCUGGUUUAUUAGAAUGUAAUGUUGUUGUCCUAUUACAUGAUGUAGGCCUUUUAAGAAUCUCUGGAACGUUUGUUUCAAAUAAAUAUCAAAUUUUAAUUUCACCUUCUAGUUUAUUAGGAAUUUAUACGAGUAAAGGUACAAUAGAACGUACAGAAUAUAUGGAAGCAAUUUUUGAAAAUAUUUCAAAAAAAAGAACAAAGACAGAAGAAAACGAUUGCACUACUGCAAUGGCUUUAAAGGAAUAUUUGUUAGAAAAUGAUGGUCAAUUCACUGUGGAAAAUACGUGUAACAGUAUAGAAAAUAGUAGUAGAAAAGAUCCAAAUUUUUUUACAAUUCUGAAUGAAACAAACAAGAAUAUGAACGAACCGAUGAAUUUUGAUACUGAUUUAUCUUUUUCAGUUUCUUUCAAUAAAAUUACAGAUUUACAAAAUCAAAACAAUUUUAAUGGUUCUAUGUCCAGAAAUUUAAAAUAUGUAAAAGAAGAAAGUAAAGAACAAAAAUUUAAAAUGUCACUACCAAAACAAGAGAAAAAUACACAGAAUAACAAUGAAGAGAAAGUUACAGAUUUAUUCAAAUCUAUAAGAAAAUUUGUUCCAAAUGCAAGUGAAAAAAAAUGUUUUUCUCAUAAUUUCAAACAAACAAAUGCUAGACAUUUGUCAACAAUAAAUAUCUCUUCUAAACAGAAUACAUCUGAUAGAUUAAACAAUAUAUUUUCUGAAAAAGUGGAUAUUGAUAAAUGUUUGGAGGAAACUGCUUCUUCAGUUUCUUAUAAAAAGAUGAAAAGUUCCUCUAUGGUACGAUCUAAAUUACUGCAAUUUAAAAAUGCAGAUACAUUAACAUCUCCAAAAAAUUCUGCAUCCAUAAUUGUACUAGAUUCGAAGGAAAUAUGUGAAAAGUUAUCAGAAAAAGAUCUUCCCAGAACUUCAAGUUUUAUGUGUAAUGCAAUUAACAAUAUUGAAAAUGACUCUGACGAUGAAAUGUUAUCUCAAUUAGACAUGGAUCUAUUAGAUCAUUUUCAGUAAUAACAGUAAAAGAUAGAAAUCUAUGAUAUCAUGGACAA